Soboliphyme baturini is the source of this 1242-nucleotide messenger RNA. NCBI's taxonomy places the organism in Eukaryota, Metazoa, Nematoda, Enoplea, Dioctophymatida, Soboliphymatidae. The record is from the annotation of a GenBank genome assembly.
AUGAUCCGACAGUUGCUGUCCAGGCCUGUGGACCCUCCAAUCAACAAAGUGAUCAUUUCUGGAGCCAUUCCCUAUCUGAUAAAGUUCUUGGAAGUGAAUAUACCGGAUUUGCAAUAUGAAUCAGCUUGGGCUUUAACGAACGUUUUGUCUGGUAGUAGCGAACAGACGAUGCAAGUCGUGAAUAUGGGAGUCAUUUCACCGUUAAUUAAUUUGCUGGGUUCCAGUUCCGAGUGCGUUGCCCAGCAAAGUGUAUGGGCACUUGCAAAUAUUGCCGGUGACUGUGCGAAGUUACGAGAUAUGGUAAUCGAUCUGGGUGCUAUUCCGCACUUUUUGCAGCUUGUCGAGAAGCCAAUUUCAGUUGAUUUUUUGAAAACGUUGUCUUGGGCCAUUUCUAACCUUUGUCGCAGCAAAAAUCCGGUUCCUUCCACAAACACUGUUACGCAGCUGAUGCCCGCCUUAAUUCGACUUCUCAAUAACGAAGACCACGAGGUAGUUGCCGAUGCCUGUUGGGCAUUUUCGUACAUUUCUGAUGGUUCUGAAGAUCGAAUCGACCUUGUUUUACAGUCUGGCAUGUUGAGCCGUAUUGUAGCUUUGGCCCACUGCUCACACUCAAAUGUUGUUCCUCCUGCGCUUAGAGCUCUUGGUAACAUCGUUACUGGAAAUGAUCGCCAAACUCAGAUGGUUGUGGACACAGGGAUCUUAAAAACCCUAAUGCCAUUGCUGCUGCGUUCGUCGAAAAAAGCGAUAGUCAAGGAAGCAUGUUGGUUGAUAUCGAACGUUGCCGCUGGCACUACUGACCAGAUGCAGGAAAUCUUAAAUUCUGGAAUAAUGUCUCUUGUCAUUGAGCUUCUUAGCGAGGGCGAUUUUCGAACACAGGUAGAAGCAACAUGGGUCGUUUACAACAUCGCUACUGCUGGUAAAGAUCAGCAGAUCGAUUUUCUAGUGACUCUAGGCGUACUGCCAGCAUUGUGUAAUUUCCUGAAGCGAAAAGAUCCAAAGAUACUCGGCAUUUUGCUUGAUGCCAUUUAUGACAUUCUAGAAUUAUAUUUUGUUAAUUUUUUGCAGGCAUCGGUGAGGAACAACAAAUUAGAUCUUGCGACGCUCUCAAUCGAGGAGUGUGGUGGCCUUGAUAUAAUUGAGAACCUCCAGAACGAUGUGAGCGAUGAAAUAUAUGCGAAAUCUUUGCAUAUCAUAGAGAAGUUUUUCUCCUCAGAGGUGACUAAAUUUAUUGAUGAAAACUAA